This is a messenger RNA of Phyllopteryx taeniolatus (common seadragon), 4338 nucleotides long. RefSeq names its product neurotrophic tyrosine kinase, receptor, type 3a (gene ntrk3a). Gene Ontology annotation, cellular component: axon; signaling receptor complex; plasma membrane. NCBI's taxonomy places the organism in Eukaryota, Metazoa, Chordata, Actinopteri, Syngnathiformes, Syngnathidae. Bases 154 to 2607 code for a protein of 817 amino acids. The record is from RefSeq and is a predicted model, not a curated record. Gene Ontology annotation, molecular function: ATP binding; transmembrane receptor protein tyrosine kinase activity; neurotrophin binding. The transcript has 18 exons. Gene Ontology annotation, biological process: multicellular organism development; positive regulation of kinase activity; regulation of phosphatidylinositol 3-kinase/protein kinase B signal transduction.
UAACAGGCAUUACACGAACGCUACUCCCGAAUCAAACCACGGAGUGGUUCGAGGGAGGAAAAAGUAACAAGAACAUCGAUCGCUGUGUCCCGCACACGUGGAUGUACCUUAGCCGACAAGAUUGAGUCACUUGUCAUCCGUGGCCGUGACAACAUGUCUGGAUUUGGAGCUUCAUUGUCAUUCGAUGUCUGGCGGGCACCUGAAACAUGGCAGUGGUGGAGGCUCGUCUUGGUGCUCGCCGUCUUCUUCCACAAUGACCUCAGCUCACCGUCGGACUGCCCGCCCACCUGCGCCUGCUCGCCCAACGAAAUCUACUGCAACAAGUCGGUCAGCAGUCGGUUCUCCCCGAACACUCGGAGCGCCGGAGAGCUUUUCCACAACAUAACUUCCAUACAUAUUGAAAACUGGACUGGUCUGCAGACCUUAAGAGAUAUUCACAUGGAACUCUACACCGCCUUGCAGAGGCUAACACUUAUCAGGAGCAGCCUGCAUACAAUCCAGCCACAUGUUUUCUCCAAAAAUCCCCAACUAAGCUACAUAAAUCUGUCCAAGAACCCAAUGCUGACUACAUUGUCCUGGCAAGUCUUUGAAAAUCUGCAGCUCAUGGAACUACAUUUAGAAGAUGUGAUCUUUGAUUGUGGGUGUAGGAUCCGUUGGCUGCAACUAUGGCAACAAAGGGGAGAUGUAGGACUAAGUAGCCAGCAAUUAUACUGUCAUAAUGGCUCAAAGAAGAUUCUGCUACAAGAAAUGAACGUAAGCGAAUGCGACCUUCCAGAAAUCACCAUAAGCCACUGCAACCUCACAGUUAAAGAAGGCGACAGUAUAACUACAACAUGUAAUGGCUCUGGAUCUCCAUUACCUGAAGUGGAUUGGUCUGUUACUGGUUUGCACUCCUUUCAUUUAGAAGAGGCCAGAGUCUAUGAAAACAACACUGUUCGUUCAAAGAACAUCACUUUGGUAAAUGUCAGCAGAGAUGACAACAACGUCCUUCUGACCUGCACUGCCACCAAUGUAGUAGGAAUGACCAACGCUUCCAUUCAGCUUAAUGUUCACUUUUGUCCUUCUAUUGUAAAGCUGAAGGAGCCAGAGCGUCGCCAUGACACAUGCAUAGAAUUUACAGUUAGAGGUUCACCCCACCCAAAAUUAAGAUGGUUCUACAAUGACAAGGAAAUUUCCCACACUGAUUAUUUGCGUCUUGAUAUGGAUAUUUACCAGGACUACAUUGAGGGAUGCCUUACUUUCAAAAACCCAACACAUCACAACAACGGUAACUACACCCUGGAAGCUAAAAACUAUCUGGGGGUGGUCACCAGUACUGUCAAUGGACACUUCCUUGACAAGCCCUUCGAUGUUACAGAAAGUGAUUAUGAUUAUGUAAGCCCAAUGGCAGAACGUCACAACCCACACGAAGACACUUUUGGGGUUUCUAUAGCAGUCGGACUUGCAGGGUUUGCCUGUGUGAUGCUUGUGAUUAUCAUCCUCCUGAUCAAUAAGUAUCGGCGAAAUUCCAAGUUAGGCAUGAAAGGUCCAGCAGCAGUGAUAAGUGGUGAAGAAGACUCCACGAGUCCACUUCAUCAUGGAAAUCAUGGGAUUAUCAGACCAUCUACAUUGGAUGGUGGACUGGAUGCUGUGACGAUUGGCCUGAACAGGAUUCCCAUUAUUGAGAAUCCACAGUACUUCAAACAUGGACAAAACUAUAAGAAAUCUACCACCUAUGUUCAGCAUCUAAAACGGAGGGACAUUAUUUUGAAGAGGGAGCUUGGAGAAGGAGCUUUCGGCAAAGUCUUCUUAGCAGAAUGUUACACUCUUUGCCCAAAAAUGGACAAAAUGCUUGUAGCUGUAAAGACUCUGAAGGACCCCAAUUUAUCAGCGAGGAAAGAUUUCCAACGUGAAGCUGAGCUGCUGACUAAUCUCCAACAUGAACAUAUUGUGAAAUUUUAUGGCGUAUGUGUUGAUGGAGAUCCACUCAUCAUGGUCUUUGAGUACAUGAAGCAUGGAGAUUUGAAUAAGUUUCUCAGAGCCCAUGGACCAGAUGCCAUGAUCCUGGUGGACGGACAGCCGCUGCAGACUAACGGGGAGUUGGGACUGUCCCAGAUGCUUCACAUAGCCAGUCAAAUCACAGCAGGAAUGAUCUACCUUGCAUCGCAACACUUUGUACACCGUGAUUUGGCUACCAGAAACUGUCUGGUAGGGAAUGUCCUCCAGGUGAAAAUAGGAGACUUCGGCAUGUCAAGAGACAUUUACAGCACUGAUUAUUAUAGGGUGGGAGGUCACACGAUGCUGCCUAUUCGCUGGAUGCCCCCAGAAAGCAUCAUGUACAGGAAGUUUACCACAGAGACUGAUGUGUGGAGCUUUGGAGUUGUUCUAUGGGAAAUCUUCACUAAUGGCAAACAGCCCUGGUUCCAGCUGGCCAAUAACGAGGUGAUUGAGUGUGUAACUCAGGGCAGGGUACUUGAGCGCCCAAAGCUCUGUCCGCAAGAAGUCUACGAUGUUAUGCUCGGCUGCUGGCAGAGAGAACCACAACAGCGCCUUAACAUGAAGGAGAUUCAGAAGACUCUAUUAUCUCUGAUGAAAGCCGCACCAGUCUAUCUGGACAUACUGGGUUAGAAACAGAAAUAAUGAAGAGGAACGUAAUGUAAAUUAAGGUCAAGUAGACAAUCAAUGGAAAAGAAUUAACUACAUGAUUCACAUCAACAUGACCUAACAGGGUUUGAAUGCCUUAUUAAGGGCUGAUUAACUAAUGUUAGUACACGAUAUACUAAGUCCUUGGAGGUGUAUGUAUCUGUUUAACAGUGCUGGAAUACAGCUAUGUAGACACAGAUUAGUAAACUAGCUGAUUCUUUUUCAUGAAAUAAUACAAUAUGAAUAUGUGAAUAUGUUCCCUCAGCACACACCUGUGAGAAUUUUGUCAUGUAUCUACUGUAUUUGUCAACACGUUACCAAAAUAAUUAUAACAUGAUGCAUGCGUGUUCAGGUGGACAGAAUUUGAUCCGUUUUGUGUGGAAGUAGUAAAUACAAUGGUUAAAAUAUUAGUAAAAAGUCCUACUUUAGGAUUAAAAUUCUUGCAAAUAAAAAUAACAAUUCUUUAUCCACCUUAUUUUUUUUGGGGGGGGGGGGGUUUGUCAAAUUGACACUCUUCUUUAAAAAGCUAAACAUAUUGAACAUGCUCAGGAUGACAUUCAGCCCUCAUGCAAGCCAAUUAUGAUGUUAAAUACUAGAAAAUUCUGACGAAGGCUCCCAGACCUUACACUGGAGGGCGGCGCAUACCUGAGUGACUCUCACUAGAGCGCUGGACCUAAGUGCCUCUUCCUGCUUACUGCUAUAUUACUCAAUAUUUGUGUUUGAAGUAUAACAAAGUAAUAAAAUGUCCAUAUUCCAUACAGUAUACUUGCUGGAAUAGCCAUAAAAGGUCCGAUGAACUUACAUUGAGCACUCAUCAUAUAUUGCAUCUAAGGUGAUCCUGUGGUGUCAUUGUCACAUCGUUAUGGGAUCCUUGUCUUUUAUUGGUAUUGACUAUUGAGUUUUUCUGAACUAAUUUCGUAGUUUGACCAUCAAUGCAUAACUCAACAUUUUGAUGGUUGCUUAAGUAAAGUGGAAGUUCAGUCGAUAAUAAUAACUAGAGAACUUCCUGUAGUGUGUGCAUGCUGAGAAGCCUCCAGUGAGCGUGUCACGUGGAAUUUCUGAGCUCCUCAAUGCACUUCUUAAAUAUCCAAAUAGAUUGUGCAGUCAUCAUGUCAGCAUAUGACACCAUACAGCUCCUAAAAAUGAAUUUGCAUGGAGAUUGCUGGUAUCGUAAUUGUAAUUAAUUUAUUUCUUUUGUAUUUCCGCUCAGCAUUUCUCAGUUUGCAAGAUUACAUUACACAGAUUUUAUAUUCAAAAACUGUUACAUGAAAUGCCCAAAAAAGAGAAAAGUCAUUAAAAAAAUAUUGUCUUCUUUUAGUUUCCUAUUUUUACAUAGUGAACAAAAUAGUCCGACUGAAACCUAAACAUGUCAGUCUGACUGAAAUUGUACUUAAUCAAAAAAUGGUAUGAUAGAGUAUAAGAAGUUGUUCGACAUGGAAUAGCAUGGUGGAUGCAGUAUAAGGUUGAGCCACCUGCCUUCCCACUACCCAAAAACAAAUAACAUGUCAUUUGUAAAAUAAUGUAUGCAUGCAACCAAAAGUUAACCACAGCCAAAGCCUAAUACCAGCCCAUGUGCACUCCUCGAGCAAUUUUGUUUGUUUUGAAAUCAUUUUACACGAAUUUCUUUUCUCAGUGAAAUUUUUUUAAUUCUUUUUACUUUUCUUUUGAUCUUACAUGUUUUUAAAAUGCUUUUUGUAUGUUUUGCACCAAUAAAAA